This is a messenger RNA of Cucurbita pepo subsp. pepo (vegetable marrow), 2251 nucleotides long. NCBI's taxonomy places the organism in Eukaryota, Viridiplantae, Streptophyta, Magnoliopsida, Cucurbitales, Cucurbitaceae. The record is from RefSeq and is a predicted model, not a curated record.
CAUCCUUCACCCAACUUUAACUGCAAUUGUUUAUUUUGAAUCAAUCAAUCAAUCAGCUCUCACCUUCAUCUCGCCUCCCUUCAAUCCAUUCUCCUUCUUCCUUCUUCGAUCUGCCUCCUUCCGUUGACCUCUCCCAUAUCCAAUCGCCAAUGGCACGAACACCCAAUCUACUCCUCGCUCUUCUCCUCCAUUUCUUGCACCUCACGCAUUUCACUCUCUCCGCCGAUCCCAUCUCCUCCAAUCCUCUCCUUACGCCUUCGCAUCGCGCCAUGGUGUUGCCUCUUUAUCGCUCGUCCCCCAAUUCCUCCAAAUUGAUCUCCAAGCCUCAUCGUCGUCUCCGCGGAUUCCCCAAUUCGAAUAAUCGUUCCAACGCUCGAAUGCGGCUCUACGACGAUCUCCUUCUCAAUGGGUAUUAUACGACGCGGCUUUGGAUCGGUACUCCGCCGCAGAAAUUCGCUCUUAUUGUUGAUACGGGAAGUACGGUUACUUAUGUUCCUUGCUCAACUUGCGAACUUUGUGGGAAGCACCAGGACCCAAAGUUUGACCCAGAAUUGUCAAGCACUUACCAACCUGUCAAAUGCAAUUCUGAUUGCACUUGUGACGGUGACGGAGUGCAGUGUGUCUAUGAGAGGCAGUAUGCUGAAAUGAGUACUAGCAGUGGUGUCCUUGGUGAUGAUGUUAUAUCCUUUGGAAAUCAGAGUGCACUCGUACCCCAGCGUGCUGUGUUUGGUUGUGAGAAUGAGGAAACUGGUGAUCUUUACAGUCAACGUGCUGAUGGAAUUAUGGGUUUGGGCAGUGGUGAUCUUAGUAUUGUCGACCAACUAGUUGAAAAAGGUGUGAUUAAUGAUUCUUUCUCAUUAUGCUAUGGUGGUAUGGAUAUUGGUGGUGGUGCUAUGGUUCUUGGUGGAAUCUCUCCUCCAUCAGAGAUGAUUUUUAGCUACUCAGACCCUGUGAGAAGUCCAUAUUACAAUGUUGAUUUGAAGGAGAUACAUGUUGCGGGUAAAAAGCUGCCUCUCGAGCCAAGCGUUUUUGACGGAAGAUAUGGAUCUGUCUUGGAUAGUGGUACAACUUAUUCUUACCUACCACAGGAAGCCUUUGGACCUUUCAAGAAUGCUAUUAUGAAUGCGCUUCAUUCUUUGAAGAAGAUUGGUGGUCCUGACCCAAAUUUUAAAGAUACAUGUUUUUCUGGUGCUGGAAGUGAUGCUGCUGAAUUAUCAAAAACAUUUCCGACAGUUGACUUGGUAUUUGACAAUGGCCAAAAGUUGUCUCUAGCACCAGAAAAUUACUUGUUCCGGCACUCAAAGGUACAUGGUGCAUAUUGUCUGGGAAUUUUCGAGAAUGGAAAUAAUGAUCAAACUACUCUUCUAGGAGGAAUCAUUGUCCGCAACACUUUAGUGAUGUAUGACAGAGAGCAUUCAAAAAUUGGAUUUUGGAAAACUAAUUGUUCCGAGUUAUGGGAAAGGCUUCACAUUUCGGAUGAUAAUGCCCAUGCUCCUUCAGUUUCAAAUACAUCACACGAUACUGAUAUGGCACCUGCAUCAGCUCCAAGCGAAUCACCAUAUGAUAUGAUUCCGGAAGAUCUCCAGAUUGGACGUAUCACAUUUGAUAUCUUGUUGAACAUAAGCUACAAACAUCUGGAGCCUCAUAUUACACAACUUUCCGAUCAUAUUGCUCACGAGUUAAAUGUUAGUCAUUCACAGGUCCGUUUAUUGAACUUUACCAUGAGAGGAAAUCAUUCACUUAUUCAAUUGGCCAUACUCCCUAAUGGAUCCUCAGAAUUUUUCUCACCUGCGACUGCUACUACAAUAAUUUCCCUGAUCGUCGAGCAUCACAUGAAGCUACCCCCUAAGUACGGAAGUUACCGGGUCAUUCGAUGGAAUGUCGAACCUCUAAUGGAUAGGUCAUUGUGGAAGCGACUUUAUAUUUUGGUGGGUUUAGCCAUUAUGGUCACGCUUAUUCUUGGGUUGUCAGCAAUGGGAGUGUGGUUUAUUUGGAGAAGGAGACAGCAAGCAUUCCAUUCAUAUAAGCCUGUCAAUGCAGCAGCUCCAGAGCAGGAACUCCAGACCCUGUAGUAAAAGUCUCGCCAGCACAUUUUUGGUUUGCUGUCUCUGUUUGUAUCAUUUGCUUUGAAUUUUUAUAGGUUCAAUGUUCAGUAGGAGACAUUGGAAGAAUAUUAUUAUUUUCCAGAUUUUGUAUUCAUCUUAUGCUCAAAGGUUCUAACCUUAAACAAAUCGGAAGUUCCCUUUUUUCA